Messenger RNA from Ostreococcus tauri, 864 nucleotides. RefSeq names its product Zinc finger, RING-CH-type. The transcript is spliced from 3 exons. Gene Ontology annotation, molecular function: zinc ion binding. The record is from RefSeq and is a predicted model, not a curated record. Bases 1 to 864 code for a protein of 287 amino acids. NCBI's taxonomy places the organism in Eukaryota, Viridiplantae, Chlorophyta, Mamiellophyceae, Mamiellales, Bathycoccaceae.
AUGCGCGGGCGAACGCGUUCGAGCGCGACGACCGAGGACGCGGGCGCGCGCGCGCGCGCGCGCGCGAGUGCCGCCGACGAUGCCCCGCGGUCGUCCUCCACCGACGAGGAUCAGUGUUGGAUCUGUCUCGACGGCGACACCGCGGGACGAGAGUUGUAUCAUCCGUGCGCGUGCCCGCGAUGGGCGCACGCGAAGUGCGUGGCGAGGUGGCAGUUACAGUGCUCGGGGAAACCGGAGGAGGUGAUGUGCAAAUUUUGUCUGGAAAAGUUACCGGAUUGGCGAGAGACGUUGUUUCAGGACGUCGUCGGCGGACGGUCGAGCGACGACUUCACGGCGACGACGUCGGGGACGAAACGACGGAGCAUGGAUGAAGAUAGACCGCGUCGAUCGUCCACUGGAACGAUGCGAAUGCAAGAGAUCCAAGAUAUUGAGAAUGCGUCGUCGGAUGACGUCGACAGUGAAGUUCGAGGGGACAUUAUCGUCAAGUUUAAUAACAUUUCGUUCCGGUGCCAGGUACGCACGGGACCAGAGGGACUGGCUGAUUUCAUGCGACAGAUCAGAGAUAAGUGUGGAAUACCGGAGGAAAAGAUGAAAUCGCUGAACCUGACGUAUCGCUGCAAGGAUCCGAGCAACGGUAUGCCGAUGACGCUCGAGGGGCUGAAUGAGAGCGCCUUCGACGCCGCGGUGUUGUGCUCGGCGGUUCAAGAUAAGAUGAAGCACGAUGCGCGAGCUUCCCACCCGAGGUCGCCCGGGUCGUCGAGCUCGGAAAUUACGUCUAGAUCGAGUAGAAGACGCUCCGGCGAUCAGAACUCUUUCGAGGAAGGGCGUCGCGGCGACGUCUCGGCGUUUCGAAGAUACGAGUGA